AUGGCGAUCAUUCCAGGCCAUCCCCAGCCACGAAUGUGCAGCCUUUUGGCAUAUGUCGUUUCUUUGAUGUCGUGCCCCGGUGAAGUCGGCGCGGAGGAAAUGCAGCUUCGGUGCUCGGCAUCGGUGGGCGGGAAAUUCGGCCGUUCUGUGGACAUUUCCUUGUUGUUCGUCGUGGCUCAGCAGUGCUUCCGCGACGCCGGUUUGUCUCCACCGGCAGGGUGCACUGGGUGGGCGCUGGAGCGGCUUCUGCUCGCGGCUGGCUCAUUCGCACGCAUGGCAUCCAGAAGCAGGCGUCUGUCAAAGAUGCGCCCGAACGAUGCCGAACCAUGA
Ostreobium quekettii is the source of this 330-nucleotide messenger RNA. The record is from the annotation of a GenBank genome assembly. NCBI's taxonomy places the organism in Eukaryota, Viridiplantae, Chlorophyta, Ulvophyceae, Bryopsidales, Ostreobiaceae.